AGUAAGGCAUGGCGUGCUUGGGUAACCUUGAACCAGUGCAAAGACUGGUGUGUACCGAGGCAGGUCGGCGUGUUUCUCGUUGACGGCCGCACCAGCUGUAUCUCGCUAUCUGGUGUACACGUGAUCCACCAUGUCUAACCUAGAACUGAAGCUCUUCUACUUCCGCAACAAGGGCCGAGCAGAAGUAGCUCGACUUCUGCUGGCUGCCGCGGAGCAGACGUAUGAAGACAUUCGUAUGACGGACGAAGAAUGGCUCAAGUUCAAGCCGUCAACACCCUAUGGCCAGAUACCAAUGUUGGAAGUAAAUGGUGCCAAAUUCGUUCAAAGUUUGGCCAUCAAUUCCUUCCUGGCUCGCGAGUUCGGUUUCAGUGGGAAAAAUAAUUUAGAAAAUUUUAAAAUCGACGAAAUUAUUCAUUUGAUUGAAGAUUAUUUCGCCGCGUGUGUGUCGAACAUUUUCUACCCAAAGACGGAUGACGUAAGAGCAGCAGAAAGGAAAAAACUCAUCGAAGAAACGGGCCCGCGGUUGUUGGGGUUUUUGGAAGGAAAUCUACAAAAAUCUGGCACGGGAUUUUUCGUGGGAGACAGAAUGACACUGGCAGACGUCGCAGUGUUUGACGCGGUCACUGGAAUGCUAGCCGAGUUUCUGAACGUCACUGAGGCGUAUCCACUUUUGCAGAAAAACAUAGAGAUGGUCCGAUCUAUUCCUGGGAUAGCGCGUCACAUGGCAACACGGCCGAUAACUCCGCAUUAAAAAAAAAACAAUGUAUUUUUAGAUUACUACUGUAUUAAACAUUAUAGAAUUGUAAUAGCUUUUUGUACGUUGAAAUAAAUUUGGUUCAACAUGUCGUGUCUUGUCAUCUAAAAUAAAUAAACACUGCCACAAUG
Molecule: messenger RNA, 885 nt
Organism: Physella acuta
Lineage: Eukaryota; Metazoa; Mollusca; Gastropoda; Physidae
Product: glutathione S-transferase 4
Biological process (GO): glutathione metabolic process
Molecular function (GO): glutathione transferase activity
Source: RefSeq, a predicted model, not a curated record